UCUUAGUUUGAUACUGGUUCGGAAUAAGACGGAAAAGCUUAUUCUUCUUGUUUGCCCCCCCCCGCAAAAUAAUUGCAGUUCCUCAUCGCUGUUGUUUCUGGAAUCAGAGAGUAAAUCGCAGAUGUCGAAAACGUGCGUAGCGAAGCCCGGUUUGUCUUUUGCCAUUUUUGCCAUGGGGUCUGGUCCUCACAUCCCUGUGGUGAACAGCCAAGGAGGCGUCCCAGUUCUGCCGACAGUUGGCUGGUGCCCCCCAGGUCCUGUGGAGAGAUCCCAGCCAUCGGCACGUACCUGCAGAGCCCCCAAACCAACGGAGACCCGAGGGGCCCCUCCGAAGCACAGAGCACCCUCCUUCUCACGGGAAACACCCCAAAGGACGUGUCCGGUGUGGCCAGGAAUGCCCACCUCAACCAAGAAAAGGAAACUGCUUUCUGAAAACCAGCUCAGUCACCUUGACGCAGAAUUGCACAGCCCGUUUCCCCAUGACACUGGAACGUGGCGGGUCAGAGACACUGAUUUCCCACAUCCACGAGCUGAAGACUCAGAGAGUCGCCAUUGUGUUUUGCGGGGGCACAUGCAACAACUCCGAUUAUUGGCAACUACGAUAAAGACAACGAAGCUGAGAGCGAAGCCGUGGCCACGCAGCAGCACGGGGCCAGGCCUCAGCUGCCCCCAGCCAGGGACUUCUGGCUUUCACAGUUGCAUAUUUGGAUCCACGGUGGGUUUCCUAACUGGAACACUGACUUUACUAGGGAAACGCGGUAUGGGAACGCGCGUCCUUCGUUGCCUGCCAGAACUAGCUGCAUCGCAAGACCCAGCUCCCGAGAGGCAGCCAGGGCUGGGAACAUUAAACCGAACCCCCAAAUGUUUCUUCCCGGGGAACGCCCUGGUGACAGGGGCCGUGCCGGGGAGGGGCUGA
This is a messenger RNA of Chroicocephalus ridibundus (black-headed gull), 916 nucleotides long. RefSeq lists its product as uncharacterized. The record is from RefSeq and is a predicted model, not a curated record. The transcript has 2 exons. Lineage: Eukaryota; Metazoa; Chordata; Aves; Charadriiformes; Laridae. Bases 122 to 916 code for a protein of 264 amino acids.